UGACGAAUGAUAGAAGCUUUUAGCUUUUAACUGAAAAUGUUGUCUUACGCAGAAGAAAAAAUAAAUGUCAUAAAUGUUUUACGAGCAGUACUUCUUCUUUUCGUAGUGUAUGCUGUAAUACGCUAUUACUGGAUUAGAAAUCAAUUCUUGAAGUUGGUGAGAAAUUUACCAACUUAUAAGCUGAGGUUUUAUCAUGUCUUAGGUCAUUAUCACUUCAUGCUCCCUUAUAGGAUCUUCAGGGGCCAAGUGUCUCCGGAUGUAUAUGAUUUUUUCAUGUUCCUCUCCAUGCAUGUCGCUUUUGCCAAGGAGCCAAUGCUAUUUGCUUGGCAGUUUUGUUAUCCGGCUAUCUCCGUUUACAGAGCUGAUUCUGUGGAGCUGAUUUUGAAUCAUAGCAAAGAACUGAAGAAAGCAUGGUUCUACUCAUUCCUGUUUCCCUGGCUUGGAACGGGACUUUUAACGAGUAACGACGAUAAAUGGAAACGAAGACGAAAAAUGUUGACUCCAGCUUUUCAUUUCAACAUUUUGAAAGAUUUCCUGCCAGUGUUCAAUAAGCAGUCGAAAAUUCUUGUUGAAGUAUUCAAGCAAAAUGAGCAGAAGGAGUAUUUGGACCUAGUUCCAUUUAUCACUAAAUGCAGCUUUGAUAUCAUUUGUGAAUCUAUACUUGGAGAAGAAGUUCACUCUCAAACAAAAGAAUCUAGUCCUUAUUUGAAAUCUGUCGGAGAGCUAACACGACUGACUUUCAUAAGAAACCAGUUUCCUUGGUUAUGGCCAGAUUUCUUGUUUAAAAUGAGCCCUGAGGGAAGACGAUUUGCAAAGAACAACAAAGUUGUGCAAGAGUUCACUGAAAAGAUAAUAAGACAGAAAAAAGCAGAAAAACUAAAAUUCAGAAACUACAAUGAAAAUAAGAGCGCGAUUAAUAGGCCUGACGAGAAUACCUUCUUUUGUAACAAAAGAGCACUUUUGGAUCUUCUGCUUGAAGAACACAUAAACGAUCCUAACUCCAUUUCUGUGGAGGAAAUCAAAGAAGAAGUGAAUACUUUUACUUUCGAGGGUCACGAUACCACAGCAAUGGCCAUGAGUUGGUCUUUGUAUUUAAUCGGUUUGCACCCAGAAGUUCAAGAAAAAGUGCAUGCUGAAUUAGACGACAUUUUUGGUGACGAUGAGAGGGAUGUGACUGUUGAUGAUUUGAAGAGCAUGAAGUACUUGGAGUGCGUUUUAAAAGAAACUCUCAGAUUAUAUCCUUCAGUCCCGUUUUUUGCCCGUGAACUACAGGAGGAUUUGAAAUUUGAUGACAAAACUUUACCAAAGGGUUCAACUUGCAUUGUCUUUGCUUAUAUGCUGCACAGAAACCCAGUGCAUUUCCCAAAUCCAGAACUUUUCGAUCCAGAAAGGUUCCGGCCAGAAAACAGUGCCGGAAGACAUCCUUUUGCUUACGUUCCGUUUUCAGCCGGAGCACGAAACUGUAUUGGUCAGCGUUUUGCCUUGAUGGAAGAGAAAACCGUGCUAUCAACAAUUUUAAGGAAAUACAAAGUCACCUCUCUGGAUCCAAGAGACAAGGUUCAUGUCGUCGACUUCAUGGUGCUUCGCCCGGAGAAAAAAUUACGAAUUAAGAUAACACCGAGAAACAGUGAGGUUGAGGAGUUUAUUCUCAGAUUUUGUUUAAUUGUUGCGAUUGGAAAUAUUGUCGUAAAAGUGUUUUAUAAAAGGAGGCAAUUUGUUUCUUUGGUUAACAAAAUACCAGCUCUUAAGCUGAGAACUUAUCAUUUCUUGGGACAUGUUCAUGCAGCUUUAUACGUCAGACUUUAUAAGAGAAUAUUUCCACCUCAUGUAUAUGAUUUCUUGGGAUUAACUGGAUACAUGUAUUUAUUCAAAAAUGAGAGUCUUGCAAAUCUGUGGCAGUUCUACCGACCGUUUGUAGUUGUCUACAAAGCAGAUUCUGUUGAAACAAUUUUAAAUCAUAGCACAGAACUUGAAAAGGCUUGGUUCUAUAAACUCCUUCAUCCAUGGCUGAGGACAGGAUUAUUAACAAGCAAUAACUUGAAGUGGAGAAAUAGAAGGAAACUGCUGACUCCUGCAUUUCAUUUCAACAUCUUACGAGAUUUUCUUUUGGUUUUCAAUAAACAGUCACGAAUUCUAGUCGAUAUCCUACACAAGCAUACAAAAGAUGACUGCAUUGAUAUUGUGCCCUUUAUUGCGAGGUGUAGCUUCGAUAUUAUAUGUGAAUCCAUCCAUGGUGCAGAAAUUCACUCGCAGAUGGAUCCUUCCAAUCCAUACGUGAACGCAGUAAAUGCGUUGACUAGCACAUUCUUCGAAAGAAUGCAAAACCCACCCCUUUGGCCCGAGUUUAUCUUUAAACUGAGUCCCCUUGGGAGAAGAUUCUACAGAAAUUUGAAAAUUGCUCAUGAUUUCACUGACAAACUCAUAGCCGAGAAGAAGAAAAUCAAACUUGAACAAAAAGAUGCGAGUCAAAGAACAGACUCCAAAGAUACCGAUUGCUACAAGCGAAGCAAAAGAGCCUUACUUGAUCUUCUUCUGGAAGAACACAUAAAUCAAAACUCGAUAUCGGAAACAGAAAUCAGGGAAGAAGUGGACACUUUUACUUUUGAGGGACAUGAUACUACGGCAAUAUCUAUGAGUUGGACUUUAUAUCUGAUUGGUCUACAUCCAAGCAUUCAAUCCAAAGUGCGUGAGGAAUUGGAUUGUAUAUUUCAGGACAGUGACCGUGAUGCGACAGCAGACGAUCUAAAAGACAUGAAGUAUUUGGAAUCUGUGAUUAAAGAAUCGUUAAGACUGUAUCCAUCUGUUCCAGUAUUUGGUCGGAAUUUAAACGAGGACAUACAAAUUCAAGGCCGCAUCGUUCCAAGAGGGUCAACGUGCGUUGUGUUUCCUUACAUUCUACAUCGCGAUCCAGAGGUGUUUCCGAACCCCGAGAAGUUUGAUCCCGAAAGGUUUUUCCCAGAGAAUUGUAUUGGGCGGCAUCCAUUUGCAUACGUACCGUUUUCCGCAGGUCCAAGGAACUGCAUUGGGCAAAGAUUUGCAAUGAUGGAAGAAAAAACGGUGAUUUCUUCGAUUUUGAGGAAAUAUAAAAUCAGAUCAUUAGAUCCAAGAGAUAAAGUACAGAUCGUUGAUGAAGUUGUCCUACGUCCUCUUGAAGGAAUCAGAAUUGAAAUAAAUCCUCGAAAAAAAAUGUGAAUAGUUUUGUAC
Molecule: messenger RNA, 3204 nt
Organism: Uloborus diversus
Lineage: Eukaryota; Metazoa; Arthropoda; Arachnida; Araneae; Uloboridae
Exons: 22
Coding region: 37-3192 (1051 amino acids)
Molecular function (GO): monooxygenase activity; oxidoreductase activity, acting on paired donors, with incorporation or reduction of molecular oxygen; iron ion binding
Source: RefSeq, a predicted model, not a curated record